AUGCAGUUCCUCACCACCAUCUCUCUCCUCGCCGCGGCCGUCACCUCCGUCACCGCCGCCCCCACCAUCAACCAGUACACCGAGGUGAUGGGCAAGGUCAACUUCGCCGUCGACCGCCAGUGCCCCAUGGAUAAGAUCAAGUUCCCCGCCAUCGAGUUCCCCGCGGGCACCGAGAGCAACCACUGCCGCACCUUCUACGGCGGCGCGGUCCACGCGUCCAUCGACGUCGAGUUCUUCGAUCCCAGGUGCCAGCUCACCGUUUACUCCACCUACGACUGCUCCGGCGAGGGUAUCGUCAGCGGCACCGGUGGCUGCUGGAGCCCCGAGGGUGGCAUCAAGGCCUACAAGGCUACCUGCCCCUGGAAGUUCUAA
This is a messenger RNA of Neurospora tetraspora, 372 nucleotides long. RefSeq lists its product as uncharacterized. Lineage: Eukaryota; Fungi; Ascomycota; Sordariomycetes; Sordariales; Sordariaceae. The transcript has a single exon. The coding region runs from base 1 to 372 and encodes 123 amino acids. The record is from RefSeq and is a predicted model, not a curated record.